This is a messenger RNA of Anopheles darlingi, 852 nucleotides long. RefSeq lists its product as uncharacterized. The transcript has 4 exons. NCBI's taxonomy places the organism in Eukaryota, Metazoa, Arthropoda, Insecta, Diptera, Culicidae. The record is from RefSeq and is a predicted model, not a curated record. Bases 1 to 852 code for a protein of 283 amino acids.
AUGAACGCGCUCGCACCGCAGCUCGUGUGUGUGAGUGCGCUGGCCGAUGAUCCUGGACCGGCGGCGGCGGCGGCGACGGCCGGCUCACCGGGCCCGGGUGGUCCACUCAAGCCACUGGACGACUACGUGCUCAACACGCAGUCCGAGUGCUACAAAUCGAAACGGUUGCUGUCCUGCUUCAAGUAUCGCUUCUCGCGUUACCUCUGGUCAUUUGCGACCGGACGGAUGAACUGGUUGGCGGCCGAGAACAGUGGCGUGGAGAGUGCGAACGGGUUGAAGCUGGUCCGGUUAGCGGAACCGAAGGAGGACGAUGUGUUCCCGGAGGCACGCCAGAUGAGCCCGUACGAUAGCGAGUUGGUGAAGGGAGCCAAGUUCCUGCAGCGGUCACUCAACACGUUCAUCGCCAGCCACGGGGUACAGGUCGGUGUGGGUGCGGACAGUGGUGCCCGUUUCCUGGCCGAUGACGAUUUUGAGGCACGAGGCAAAAAGAAGCGCAAGUGGAGCCUGAUCCUGCCGCUGGCCGUCAUGCUGAAGCUCGUUCACCUGAAGCUGCUGCUCAAACCGAUACUGCUCGGUGUCGGUUUGAUUCAGGUGCUGCUGAUUGGUGGUGGGCUGCUGCUGUUCUACUUCUUCCGCAACACCAACAUCUGCAAAAUCCAACCGCACGUCAUCCAUGCACACUCACACAUCAGCAGUGAGUCGAGUCCGGAGCUGACGUACGCGGCCUACGGUGGCUAUCCGUCCUACUCGGCCUCUCCGUACAAUGCGUACAGCAAGGAUUGGGCCAGCAAUCGGGCGUACAGUGGUUACAGCUUCCUCGAUGCCAUCGAUAAUCAUAAAAUCCAGCUUUAG